Molecule: messenger RNA, 4570 nt
Organism: Cydia fagiglandana
Lineage: Eukaryota; Metazoa; Arthropoda; Insecta; Lepidoptera; Tortricidae
Exons: 21
Coding region: 23-3160 (1045 amino acids)
Biological process (GO): positive regulation of flagellated sperm motility
Cellular component (GO): sperm midpiece; non-motile cilium
Source: RefSeq, a predicted model, not a curated record
AAUCUUAUUUAACCGCAAGAAUAUGAAAAGCAACCAAGCCAAUUCGGCUUCAAACGCGAACCGUAAACCGUCGACAAUAAAAACAAAUACUAAAGUCACGAAAACCACAAAAAAUGUUACCGGAGAUUGUAGUGACUUCUCUGAUAGUACUCAUACGCAGUUCUUUGUUAAAAAAUUGGAAAAAUACAAAAAAAUUACAAGGGAAAAAUAUCUUGAGAUGCAAGCUUCUUCAGAUGGUUCAACGUCAUUUACUUUCGGUUGCAUUCAUGGCCCAGAUGAAAAAUCUUACACGGCGAGCGAACAGCUAAAAAGGGCUUUUAUUCACGAUUUGGAUCCUGUUCCAGUAGAGCAGGCAUGGAACUCCGCGUGUCCUUUGGCGUGCGGUUGGGAGAUGGCGCAGAAGUUACAGUUCCUGGUGACGGAGGCAAUGCCCCUCCAGCAGCUGGGCCGAUUUAAUGCCCACCUACGUGACUUUGCUACCAUUUCUCAACACGGAUAUAGAAUUGAUGUCCUUGACAGUGUAACCGUAAUACUAGACUUUCUGGAGGCAACGUAUACAAAAGAACCCAGCUUACGUGAAGGAUUUGUGUUGUUGUUGAAAAACAUACACCAGCCUAUUAUAUUGAAUAGAAGCGCAGACCUCGUAAAGUAUUUUGAUAAUGUGUCUAAAUAUAUAGGAUUUAUUGGUUGUCUAAUGCUGGGUAUGGAAGAGGACGAGCUGUUUGCGGUAGUUGCUGAUGCGCUGAUGUGGCAUCUGUCAGCGCCGGACACGCGGCGGCCUGCGGACGCGCUGCCCCGCCACGUGACGAUGCUGGCGGCAGCACCCACGCUCUACCAUGCGGCCGCCAGGAUGCUGGCAGUCGCAUCGUCCAACCGCUUCCACAUAUACUUGCAGUUGUCUCUAUUGUUGGCUACUGCCUCGCAGGAAAAUUGUGUGGAGCUACUCAAGCAGAAUAUAUUAGAGAAUAUAUUUUACCGCUUCAACCCAUACUUCCCCGAGAGAAAGCUGCCCGAGUACGACAUUAAUCCAGCCGAUCCUCAUCACUACAGUGUUCAAUUGGGAGACAGCAGCGUCUACCUUCAAACUACACUGAGCGUACUCCUAGUGCUCGUCAAGGCGUUAAAGCAAUGUAGCGAGAAUCCUACAUUCCAAGAACAGUUACCAGCACCGGAUAGUUACUCACAAAGGUGCUUCAUAUGGGCGUACCGAUAUGAGUGCCGCGCGCGCCCCCAUCGAGAAGAGCGGAUCACGCUGACCGUGAUCGUAUCUGCUCUGCUCCGGUACUUCGGCACACGGCUUGAGCGUUUUUCCACUCGUCUAAUGCUCGAUGUGAUGUCGUUGUCGGUGGCGACGGAGCUCCAACUCCGCGCGGGCUGGGCUGCCACCGUAAAUUUCAACACUUCGCAGCUAGACGCGCAGUUUAAGAAGGCCCUCAUAUACCUGAGCGUUGAUUACAUUAAAAUAUUUCCCUAUAACCGAUUUCUGAUAGAAUCCGAACAUUGGUUUGUGGGGCUGAUGUGUUUGCUGGACCCUGGGCUGACGCAGCUCAGGCCGAAGUGGCCGCAGCCGCUUUAUGACGAGCUCAGGCAAACGGUUCUCCAGGCAUUGGUGUGCGUUCUUCCGUUAGCACCGAUCAAUGUGGCUAAAGACUGUGGAUUAAUAAGGAGGAUAAUGUGGUACGUUGAGUGGUACUCGUGGAACCCGUACGAGCUGAGCGUGUUGUACUGGUGCCUGCGGUUACUGAAGGCGGCUGAGGGCCACCGCGGCUCGCUGUCGCGCCCUCACACCGUCAAGGAACUCUUCAGCUCGCACGGAAUUAUCAUUCUAAUGCAUUUAUGCUCUACCCUGAUUCAACAGCGAGACCCGCCAGUAGAGAUGAGCCAGGUGGUCCUAGCUCUAUGUGUGCGGGUACUGACGGGCGCCAUCGAGUACCCCACCAAGGUCACGUGUGAGGUGUAUCCUCAAAUCGUGUGGCCUGUUUCCAUCAACUCCCUCGCGUGGACCAUGAUGAACGUUGUUAUGCGUUCGCUUGAAAGGAGUUAUAUCGUCAGUGAGAGGUGGUUAAUAUCCAUCUUGAAUUUUAUUUGGGAAGGCAUAAUAUGGAGAGAUGAAUAUAGUAAACAGUUCAUAGCAAAUAAUGGUGUUUACCAGUUGUUGGAUUUAAUUACGAUGGUGCGCGCGCCGGUGCAGUGCUUGGCGCUGGCGUUGGUGUGCGACGCGACCAGCGCCAGCGGCGGCGUUUCGCAGCUCGUCACCUGGCGCGCCGGCGUCGGUGCUUCUCACGCUCACCCUCGCGUCGUGCAAACUGGAGCUACCAUCGCGACUCUCUUGGCGUCGCUCGUUCGAGAUGAAUGCCGGAGAAUCGGCGUGGAGUUGAACGGGGAUGGAGUUAUACAGGAUUUAAAUAAUCCGUUGAGAUCGGCUAGAGUUCUGAAAGCACUAGAAAAUCCUAAAUUACACACGGUGCAUCACCAACAGCCUAUAUGCUAUGCUGCUGCUGAUUUGGCAGGGUCUCGCAUGUCUAAGGCUUACGCUCUUCUACAGAUGUUGUCUGAAGACUUGAAUGACAAGGUGUCGAUAGCGGACGAAGCGUAUAACCUGUACAAGCACAUACAUCUGGCGCCUCAGGACGAAGUAAUUUUAACACUAUGCUCCCAUUACUUGACUGCGAAACUAAUGGAAACGUGGAUAGAAAUACAAAUGCAAAAGCCAAAUCCCGAGCUUCACGAUGCCGAUAUUCUUGAAGAAUUUGUUCACAUAAACAAAGGUUGGAGUGCUGAAAUAAAGCGGCAACAAGAAGCAAUCGUCGAAAUGGAUCGAAAAAAAAAAUACGAGGAGGAGCGUUCUUUGUACGCGUUCCUGGCCCGGGUGCGCCUGAACACGGCGCUGGACGCGCUGCGAGAGGUGCGCCGGAGCGCGCGCGCCACCUCGCGCGAACAGCUCGUGCGCGCCACGCUGGCCGACGCCGUGGCCGCGCACCAUCGCCGCACCAUGCAGGCCAAUGACAUCGGCGAACCUUUGCUGCGUACCUAUCAGCCUUCGCUUGACGAUCAGAACAAAACCGCACAGUAUGUGAAAACCUACUGCAUCCCGAAUAAGAACACUAAGCCCGACUGUCUAUCUACAACUCCGUACAGCGUGCGUCAAUUUUUGUCAUGAACCAUGAUUUUAUUAUACCAAUAAAAUAAAUUUCUCCAAUACAUAUAUUAUAGUUCUUUACAUUAGCUACAUAAUUAGUAAUAGCCAGCCCCAAAUAAACUUUCAAGACAGGAUAUCCCGAAAAUUAUUCAAGAUAUCGAAAUAUGUAUUGACAAAAUAAAUAUGUAGCAAAUUUAUCAGUUUUCGGUUUGUUUAAGUAUUCAUGUCGCUAAGACCCAAAAUUUCCAAGAUACAAAGACCAAGAUCCAAACCUUGACGAAAAAAAAAUUUUUUGGAUUCCUCACGUCGUGGGCUAUCACUGCUAUCAGAAUAUACCCCAUGUAUGUUAGCCGAUUUUUCGUAGUUUUCGAAUUAUGAUUGUAAUACUCGUAAACGUUUAACUUUUCUUAAGAAAUUCCGGGGUGAAAGCAUUGCUUUCCUUUUAUUAAUACAAAAUAUGAGAUGACAAGCGCGCUAGUAGUGAUAGUGACGGCAUAAAAUCGGCGAUACGAUUUUUUUUCUUACAGGAAACUACAAUUAGAAUAUUCUUUUUACUGAAACAUCCUAAUGUAGGCAAGUAGCAUCAAAUGAAAGGGCUCUAUGAUAGAAUCAAAAACAAAAUCACAUUGUGAAUAAAUGUUACAAUUAAAACGCUCUUUCAAAUUCUAUACAGACAUUUUAUUUGGGUUUCACAGUAGGUACCUAUCUUUCUAUGGCCCCAAAUUAAUAAAUUUAAUUUAGUUUUUGAUUGAGCACGUUUGUUUAUAACAUUAAAAAAAGCAUUUUUAUACUGAAAUAUUUUUUUAGCAGAUGAAUAUUUUCUAAUUGAACUUUCGAUGAUAUGAGUAGGUAUUACCUAUAACUAAUAAGCAAUAUUUAAAUUUAUGAAAUGUGAACUGUAUAACAUCUGUAAAUUUUAAUUAUCGGUUGGCAAUGAUUUGUAUUCAAUAUACUUCAUUCACGUUUGGCUAUUAGUAAUAUGUUAUUUUUUCGACUGCUAGUUCGAGUUAAGGUAGAAGUAUCAAUGCUCGACGCUGCACUAGUAUUCGACAUGGGCACUUUAUGUCAAAGUAAUAUAGGUUAAAUUUGAACGGCGAAGAUUUUUUUCGCCUUCUUCUUCCUCGCGUUAUCCCGGCAUUUCGCCACGGCUCAUGGGAGCCUGGGGUCCGCUUGACAACUAAUCCCAUGAUUUGACGUAGGCACUAGUUUUUAUGAAAGCGACUGCCAUCUGACCUUUCAACCCAAAGGGUAAACUAGGCCUUAUUGGGAUUAGUCCGGUUUCCUCACGAUGUUUUCCUUCACCGAAAAGUGACUGGUAAAUAUCAAAUGAUAUUUCGUACAUAAGUUCCGAAAAACUCAUUGGUACGAGCCGGGGUUUGAACCCGCGACCUCCAGAUUGCAAGUCGCACGCUCUCACCGCUAGGCCACCAG